Messenger RNA from Knipowitschia caucasica, 1185 nucleotides. The record is from the annotation of a GenBank genome assembly. Lineage: Eukaryota; Metazoa; Chordata; Actinopteri; Gobiiformes; Gobiidae.
AUGGAGACACAUGGGGUCUACAGGCGCACGAGGAGCCACGGGCCGCUGUGCUGGGUGCCGGCAUCAGCACAUACACGCGCCCAGAGCCCAGAGGGGAUUUAUUUAACUGACAUUUACGCUCAACCGAUACCACCUGUAGCCAUUGCCAUCCGAAACAUCAGCUUCUCCCCUCGCCAGGUGACUUCUGAUGCCAGCUUCCAUUCUGUGUCUUUCUCAGAGACUGACCACCCAAAGGUGCUCAUUACAGGUGGCCUGGGGCAACUCGGGGUUGGGCUGGCCAAACUCUUGAGAAAGAGGUUUGGCAAGAAUAAUGUAAUUCUAUCAGACAUUAGGAAACCCCCAAGCAACGUCUUUCACAGUGGGCCUUUUAUCUACUCUGAUAUUCUGGACUACAAAAACUUACGUGAAAUAGUGGUAAACAACCGCAUCACGUGGCUGGUUCACUACAGCGCUUUGCUCAGUGCUGUGGGGGAGGCCAAUGUGGCUUUGGCUCGUUCCGUCAACAUCACUGGCCUGCACAACAUUUUGGAUAUUGCAGCGGAACAUGGCCUGCGCCUCUUUGUGCCUAGCACCAUAGGAGCGUUUGGACCCACCUCCCCCCGCAACCCCACCCCUGACCUGUGUGUGCAGAGACCUCGCACCAUCUAUGGAGUCUCCAAAGUGCACGCUGAGCUCAUGGGAGAGUACUACCACCACCGCUAUGGCCUGGACUUCCGUUGCCUACGUUACCCAGGGAUCAUCUCUGCCGACUCCAUGCCUGGCGGAGGCACGACAGACUAUGCCGUGCAGAUUUUCCAUGAUGCAAUCAAAUCUGGAAAAUUUGAGUGCAACCUGAGACCCGACACGCGUCUUCCUAUGAUGUACAUUGACGACUGCCUCCGUGCAACACUGGAGGUCAUGGAGGCUCCCGCCGACACGCUGAGCAUGAGGACAUACAACAUAAACGCCAUGAGCUUCACUCCAGAGGAGCUUUCUCAGGAGCUGCAGAAACAAAUGCCAGACCUGGAGGUUACGUACGACGUGGACCUCGUACGGCAAGCGAUUGCUGACAGUUGGCCAAUGGACUUUGACGACUCCAAUGCACGAAAGGACUGGAGCUGGAAGCACGACUACGACCUGCCAGAGCUGGUGCAGACCAUGCUCAAUUUCUUUGAAGCAGAACGACGUAUGUCUCAUAUCAACUGA